Messenger RNA from Saprolegnia diclina VS20, 3255 nucleotides. RefSeq lists its product as hypothetical. Gene Ontology annotation, molecular function: cysteine-type deubiquitinase activity. The transcript is spliced from 6 exons. The coding region runs from base 1 to 3255 and encodes 1084 amino acids. The record is from RefSeq and is a predicted model, not a curated record. Lineage: Eukaryota; Oomycota; Saprolegniomycetes; Saprolegniales; Saprolegniaceae. Gene Ontology annotation, biological process: protein deubiquitination.
AUGGAGGUUGGCCAAGUGUUCUACGUGGCGCCGGCGGACGCCGACGGGCCGCCACUCCUUGGGCCGAGUGGCACGGGCCUGCGCCGAGGCCUCAUGGAGGGCGUCGACUUCCAGCUGCUCAACCAAGAAGAGUGGGACGCGCUGCCCGAGCCCAAGGUCGAGAUCCCCCGCUACGUGGUGCUCCGUGGCCGCAACGCGAUCAAGACGAUUGAGCUCUACCCGCUCAUGGCGCAGGUCUGGUACUGGUCCAAUGGCAUGACUGCGCCGGCGCCGGUGCGACAGCGCAGCGGGAAGCUCGUGCACAUCCUCAUCGACUCGUCCAUGGAGGUCACGGAGCUCAAGGCGAUCGUGUGGAGCCACAUUACUCAGUUGUUCCCGACGCUCUUUCCCGAGCUCGCGGGCACGGACCAUGCAGGAAACGAGGCGGCGUGGAAUGCGUCAAUCCGACUCUGCGGCAAGUCGCGGCUCGACGACGCCAGCUGGAGCACCCUCGUCAACCCGUCAAGCAACCUCGCGCAAGCAACGUCAAGCCUUACGGCUGGGGAGCUCAACUUGAUGCUGCCAGUGCCGGAGGACGACGAGGAUGAAGACUACUGCUACUUUCUCAUCGAGACGUCGUACGACGACAAGGCGACGCCGUCCGACAAGCGCAACGGCCUCCAUUUUAUGAGCAACGUCCAAGCCAACGGGUGGCGCGAUCUGCUGGCGCCUGGCGACUACAUCGACGCCAAAGACUCGAGCAACAAGUGGUACGAAGCAUCAGUGGUCGCUGUGAGCAGCGACAACGUGAUUGUGCACUACCUCAGCUGGAACAGCGCCAAGUUUGACGAGAAGAUCCCGCUGCACUCGGACCGUCUCGCACCGCUGCACACGAUCUCGACAAGCUGGCGAGAAGGUCUCUGCGUGGGCGACAACGUCGACUACUGCCCGAAAGAGAACCGAGGGCUCACGCGCGAUUGGGUCCUUGCCACGAUCACGCGCGUCAUGUCCUCGGAGAUUGAGGACGAGCCGUGGCCGCUUGCGUGGCCCGGCGGCAACCCCCGCAAGCUAUGUUACGGCCGACAAAUCAAGCUUGAGCUCGACUUCAAAAUGGACAAGGAGCGCUCGACGGCGGUCGUUGACGUCACGAACGAAGCCGUCGCCAAGGCCCACGAGCACGUCAAGAAGCUGCCGGUGGCACCCUCGGUCGCUGCGGCCCCCCAGUUUGGGCACUCAUCCGGCUCGUACAUGCAGUCGUCAACCUCGUACAGUCGCCCGUCGUCGUCGUCGGCGUACUCGUCGUCGUCCUACUCGUCGUCGUCGUACUCGUACGGAAAGCGCAAGCCGGACGUUGUCGGCGUCGUCGGGCUGCGCAACCUUGGCAACACGUGCUUCCUCAACAGCGUGCUCCAGUGCCUUAGCAACUCGGCACCGCUACUGCACUACUUUUUGGCGAGAACCGAGUCGGGCUCGCCAGUGUACGAGUCGGAGAUCAACACGGCCAACCCUCUCGGUAUGUCGGGCAAGAUUGCAUCCGCGUUCGCCAAGCUCUUGCAGCAGCUCUGGUCGGGCGAAGUUGAUAUCGUGGCGCCCACCGACCUCAAGUACGUCAUUGGCGAGUACGCGCCCGCGUUUGCAGGCUACAACCAACAAGACAGCCAGGAAGUUUUGAGCUUCAUCCUCGACGGCCUCCACGAAGACCUCAACCGCGUGCUGCGAAAGCCAGUGACCGAAACCAUUGAAGCCAACGGCCGGCCAGACGUCGUCGUCGCGCAAGAAGCGUGGCAGCAGUAUCUCCGCCGGAACGACUCGGUCAUUACGGACCACUUUAUGGGUCAGCUGCGCAGCCAUGUGACGUGCCCCAUGUGCCAGCACGAGUCGAUCACGUUUGACCCAUACAUGAGUCUCUCUCUGCCCUUGCCCAACGAGACAUCAGUCCUUGUGUCGGUCUAUGGCGCGGACGGGGCCAUACCGACGCAGUAUGGGUUCUUGGUCCCGAAAGAAGGCUCGAUGGGCGAUGCCAAGGCCGCGUUGAGUACCGUCUCGGGCAUCCCCAUCGACCGUCUCCUGCUCGCGCGCGUCAAGAACCACCGCAUCGCGAGCGUGUGUGUUGACGCCGCCGACGUCACCGACUUGAUCCUCGACAGCUCCCAUGACACUAUCGUUGCGUACGAGCUUGAGCACUCGUUGGACGCGUACGAAUUUCGGUCCACGAGUCUCUUUGCGACCACGUCGACGGGGUCGAUGAACCUCAACUUGCCGUCGCCAAGCGACCGCGCCAUGUGUCUUGUGGCCGUCCAGCACCAAAUGCCGUCACCGGACGGGUCCCCGAGCAGCAUGAGCGACGACGCUCGUCAGCCUGAAGACGACGACGACAACGAUGCGACGUUUCCAAGCUUCCGGUACUCGUCGGUGAGCAACCAUGCCAAGAUGCGUCGCAUUGAACGGCGGCUCUUCCAAGUCCCGGCGCUCGUCUCGUUUGCGAGGACGGCGUCGCUCGCCGAGAUCCACGCCAAGGUCGCGCACGCGGUGCAACGGGUCGUGAAAACAUCGUGUACGGAGCGACCGUACGUGCUGCACGUGACCAACACCCGCGUCGACGAGUACCUCCAGCGCCAUCUGCCCGAGAGCGCCGACGACGGUCUCUCGGCCGACAUUGUGCGCGGUUCAUUUACGUUUACGCUGCAGUGGACGGCCGACGGAUACGAGACCGGGUACAAUGACGCGGCGCCGCGCCAGCGCAACACGCAUCCGUCGGCGCUCGAGCUCCGGUCGCGACGAGACCCGGCACUGGAUUUGCGGUCGUGCUUUGCCAAGUUUACUGAGCGCGAACAGCUCGGCGAGAAGGACACGUGGUACUGCCCACGCUGCAAGGCCCAUGUGCGCGCGUUCAAAAAAUUUGACUUGUUUUCGCUGCCGACGAUCCUGCUCUUGCACCUCAAGCGCUUCCGGUACAACCAAGGCCACUACCAUUUGCACCGCGACAAGAUCUCGACACUAGUGCGCUUCCCAAUCACAGGCCUCGACGUGUCGGAGUUUGUUGUGGGGCCGUCGACGGGCGGUGCCAUCUACGAUUUGUACGCGGUCUCCGAACACUCGGGCGGGCUCGGCGGCGGGCACUACACGGCCAAGGCCAAGAACCCGCGCAACGGCCGCUGGUACAGCUUCAACGACAGCAUGACGAGCCCGACGUCGGCCGAAGACGCGAUUUCCGCGCAGGCUUACGUACUCUUUUACGUGCGCCGCAACGCGUCCUCAAUGCAAGAAGACGCCUAG